AAAUAAUUUUCCGUGGAUUUGACGGUUUUGGUAAAUCGCGGGGUUGUUUGGACGUCUACGAUCGUAGAGACCAAAGUCCGGCAGAAAUCUACGCGUAACGCACACGUCACUCCACAAAUCAAACAAACCACCCGUCUAUUAAGUUUCCCCGAUUAUUCCCCUACAAAAAUGCGAGGGUCUUACACAAACCAUGUGUUGGACAUGGCGUUGCUUGUGCUUAUCGGACAUUACUUGGUAACGGCGCCGUUUUCCAAGGUCGAGGAGUCGUUCAACAUGCAAGCGAUCCACGAUAUCACAUACUAUGGGGUCCUUGAUACUGCCAAAUUCGACCAUUCUGCCUUCCCGGGGGUGGUUCCUCGAACGUUUCUUACUGCGUUGGUUGUUAGUUUCCCCACCUUCCUCUACAAGACUCUUGUCAGGCCGUUUGUGGAACACACUGGUGCUCUGCUCGACAUCCAGAUGGCGGCAAGAGCGCUCAUUGGCCUUGCCAAUGCGGGGUCCAUGAUUUUCUUCAAGAAUGCGGUGAAAGAUGCAACCUCAAAGGGUACCUGGGCUAAUUGGUACAGUAUUCUCCAGUACUGUCAAUUUCAUGUGCUCUUCUAUGCGUCCAGAACCCUCCCUAACUUCAUGGCAUUACCAGUGACAAACGUGGCGUUCGCCCUCCUUGCAAAGGGGAACUACACCAGCUGUUUGCACCUCCUCUCUUUCUGCGGAAUAGUGUUCAGGGCUGAAAUUGGGUUGUUAGCCGUGGCAACGUUUGUCACGGUGACCCUUUUCGUCCCCGCCAAGGACAACGGCUUUAUCGCCACCACUGCUCUCCAGGUAAUGAGUAUGGUAUUUGGGGUCUUGGUUGGUGCCGUCACUUCUUUACUUGUGGACUCUUACUUUUGGGGAUACUGGACCAUCCCUGAGUUGCAGUCAGUGUACUUCAACUUGGUGGAGGGAAAGUCUGAGUUGUGGGGUGUUGAGCCUUUCUGGGCAUAUUUCACCAAAUAUAUCCCAAACAUCUUUACCGUGCCCGUGGUUUUGUUGCUUCUACUUCCAGGCUUCUUCUAUAAACCCGAGACUGCGCGCAAGACCCCUCAUUUGUUCAAGAUCUUUCUCACCAUUUCUGUACUCUACGUGCUUGGAAUCUCCUUCCAGCCGCACAAAGAGUGGCGAUUUAUCGUCUACGUCAUCCCCUUGCUUACAGCUGUCGGUGCCAACGGUGCCUAUGGCUUUACAGCCUCCCAAACCCUAAUGAAAAAAUUUCUCAGCUUAUUUAUCGUGGCUUUAGCAGUUGCAAACUUGGGCGGCUCUUUGCUUGCGGGAUACAUCUCCUCGAUCAACUACCCUGGUGGGGUAGCGCUUCAGAAGUUUAACACGCACAUUAUCCAAAAGAUGAACACAGAUAAUCGUCAUGAAUUAGCCCAACACAGUGAAGCAAAUCCGGCGGUUGUGCACUUUGACGUCUACACUGCCAUGACAGGAGCCUCAUUAUUCGGGCAGAUACACGACGUCACCGUUGUCUAUGACAAAUCUGAGACCUCCGAUGACUUGUUUGUCCGCUGGCCAACCUUCGACUACCUCAUCAUGGAGGCGCCGCUAGAGACAUCAGGGCUUUUGACUAAGGACACCUGGAGACAGGUUGACUCCGUCUGGGGAUAUAGUCACACCAGUGUUUUGCCAAUCUUACAGGAGAUCAUAAGUUGGGGCGAUAACAAGCGCAUUCCCGUGGCAGAGUUGUGGGAGAGUGCCCAGCGAUGGGAAAGUUGGGUAUCGCUCUUGGAGAGCAUUGUAGUGCAAAAAGAGCUUGUGUUUAUCUAUGAGCGUACCCAGGAGGAUGAAUUCGGGGUAGCAGAGCGGGCUCAGCACUUGAAGAUGAUCAAAGAAACGCUUGAUAAGGCCCAAGCGGUGGAUGUGUGAGGACCGAGUUACAGUCUAAUGUGGUUUAACAUAUUGCGGUACUGGUAAUCUGGGAUAAUUACUGUAUAGUAUAAGAGUGCGGUGGUAUGGAUCGUGGUCAUUCCCUCCGUGCCAUAAGCACCGUUUGAAUUGACCCUUACCCUUCUCGGACGGAUUACACUAAAAUCUGACAAAUAGUUGAAUUAUUUUUAUGCCUUACUCUCUGUGAUACGUCCU
Molecule: messenger RNA, 2121 nt
Organism: Babjeviella inositovora NRRL Y-12698
Lineage: Eukaryota; Fungi; Ascomycota; Pichiomycetes; Serinales
Gene: ECM39
Product: dolichyl-P-Man:Man(7)GlcNAc(2)-PP-dolichol alpha-1,6-mannosyltransferase
Exons: 1
Coding region: 169-1905 (578 amino acids)
Biological process (GO): protein N-linked glycosylation
Cellular component (GO): endoplasmic reticulum membrane
Molecular function (GO): alpha-1,6-mannosyltransferase activity
Source: RefSeq, a predicted model, not a curated record